CCAAUUCCCGUGAUUCCCCAAGCCAGUCAGCCAUUUCCUCUCUGAAAUUUUCCGAAGCAGACAAGUGUGUGAGAAAUGUCCUGCCUGUGCGAAUUCGUUCUGCUUUCGUCUCUGUCUGAAGAUUACGAGGAGUUGUCGAGGUGUUACGCAGUCCCAAACAUGUGUGGUACCAAAGGUACGAAGUGUUCUGUCGAGCCGCUCGCUAUCGUCGAAAGAGUCGAAGGUUGUAUCGCUAACCCUCGUCCCGUGUCCAUUGGCCAGCCGCCCGAGGCACGGUUGAUGCGCGAGACCCAUACGCGAGCCAACGGUUGUCGGUUUUGUAAGGACCCUAACCCCGGCAAGUGGCAGUGAGAAUUGGCGCAACCGACAAAACUCCCAAAAUCAGCCCGGACCCGCGGAGAAUGACGCUGCUGACUCAUCAGGUGCCGUCAUCCGCGAACAUGGAACGCGCAAAGGCCAGCACCGUCUGCGCCAUCCCCUGGACCAAGAACCGGCCACAAAACGAAGUCGUGAAGACCACCGCAGCAUUUCCCUGCUUCAUGGCGAAGUUGGUCGGCACGAACGGAUUCAAGGACUCCAAGAACACGCCUGCCCCCGCCGCGAACAACCGCAAGCAACAGUUAUCACAAGGACGACCCGCGGCCCCGCCGGAACCUGCAGAACUGCGGCCGUCCAAAGUUCCUGCGGCCGCCCAGCCCUUCGGAAUGUGUCGAUGGGGUCGAAGUUCCCGGGCGGACGGAGGUGUGAGCGACGCCGUCCGCCCGGCGUCGUCAACCGCGUCGUCGCCGACCAUAACCGACCGUCAGCCCAACCACAAGAAACGGUCACGUCGACGGAGGCGACCGCCGAAAUCGAGUCCGAAGCCAACCGGUGAAGCACUCGAGUCGCCUCCCGGCCACGGCGUGUGCAUCGCCCGCUCUCCAACAACAAAACAGGAGAUGAUUUUAAGAGUCGGCACCCCUCCAGACGCGGAGAUUGAUGAGAAAGCGUUAGCGUCGCCGCGACCCUCGGUUAACUCCGCAAUCGCGUUUAUUCUGGGCGGCAAUGACGAUAUCAGCGACACCGGUAGCGACUGGGACGAAGUGGACGCCGGCGAAGAAAGGAGCGCGUCCGACUGCCCCUUGGACGUCUUUGUGAUGCCACUGUUGAACGGUCUUUUUUCGGUGUCCGUGCGACCUCGGCCGACGAGGAUCUCCGACGAAGUGGACGGCGUAGGACUCGGGGCGGCGACGUCGCCGCAUGUACGCGACGCAAACGACAGAUGGAAUCGGGAGUACGACGCCGACGAACAAGCCCAGCAUCGAAUCUCAAAGGUGAACUUCGGAACCGGAGACGCCUUUAUGGAAGUCCAUGAUGCAGACGAUGUGGAUCGCAGGGGACCCUGGGAGCAGAUGGCCAUUGACCGAAAACGCUUCCAAACCCGGGUUGCGUCGACAGAGGCUGUGCUUGCACCAGUCUUCUCCGCCGAACAUCGCAAGAGGACCUUCGAAAAGCUCCACGCAGCAUCUGUCGACUGAUUUCAAACCUUCCCUGUGCCCGAGCUGAACCCUACAAACUGCAUGCUUACAGCUUAUAAGAACACUGCUUAUGGACCACAGUAAUGGCGAGUGAAAGCAGCAGCUGUUUGUUCAUUCCUGUUCAAAGAAAAAUACUAUUUUGCCCGUGAA
Messenger RNA from Ixodes scapularis (black-legged tick), 1667 nucleotides. RefSeq lists its product as uncharacterized. Gene Ontology annotation, molecular function: protein phosphatase regulator activity. Lineage: Eukaryota; Metazoa; Arthropoda; Arachnida; Ixodida; Ixodidae. Gene Ontology annotation, cellular component: protein phosphatase type 1 complex; endoplasmic reticulum. The record is from RefSeq and is a predicted model, not a curated record. The transcript is spliced from 2 exons. Gene Ontology annotation, biological process: response to endoplasmic reticulum stress. Bases 402 to 1517 code for a protein of 371 amino acids.